Messenger RNA from Lactuca sativa (garden lettuce), 1431 nucleotides. RefSeq lists its product as uncharacterized. The record is from RefSeq and is a predicted model, not a curated record. NCBI's taxonomy places the organism in Eukaryota, Viridiplantae, Streptophyta, Magnoliopsida, Asterales, Asteraceae.
AUGGGAAAGAUGAAAACCUUAGACUAUUUUUACAAAAGAAAGGCGGAUGAUAAAGAAACUAAUCAUGAAAGUGAAGAGAGUAAACAUCACAAAGUUUCAACAAGUGAGCCACAACCGCAAGAAACGGAAAAUCAACAAGAGAAUGGGCCACAACCGCAAGAAAAUGAUAAACAACAAGAGAAUGAGCCACUACCACAAGAAAAGGAAAAUCCUAAUGAAGUUGAUUUGAAGAAUCUAGAAAGAGAUCUCGCUAAACGAAAGCAAAUGUGGGAUUAUCCAGUUAAUUUAAGAGAACAAGUGAGACGAGCUUAUCUGAAUUUAGGACCUUUCCAAAUACAUCUUAAGGAGUAUCAAGCUAAAGGUUCAACAAAACAUCCUCGUAGAUUCAAAUAUUCUUGGUUUAACAUUUUCCCUAAUUGGCUAGAAUAUUCUUCAACAACACAUGCUUCUUAUUGUUUUAUUUGUUAUAUAUUUAAUGAUAAACCAAGUGUGUGUCAUGGUUACGAUGCAUUUACUGUUAAAGGAUUUGACAAUUGGAAAAAAGUUAAUGAUGGGAAAAAUUGUGCAUUCUUGAAACAUAUUGGUUGCUCACAACAUAGAAAUGUUGUUGCAUUUGUUGAAAACUUGAUGAACCAAGCAGCUCACAUUGAAAAUAUCAUAGUGAAGCAAAAUGAAGCACAAAUAUUGAAGAACCGUUUACGCUUAAAAGUGUCAGUUGACACAGUUCGAUGGUUGUCCUUCCAAGCUUGUGCUUUACGAGGACAUGAUGAAACUCUUGAUUCCAAAAAUCAUGGUAAUUUUCUCCAACUUCUAAAACUUCUAGCAUCGUAUAAUGAUGAAGUUGCAAACGUUAUAUUAGAGAAAGCUCCUUAUAAUUCAAAGUAUACUUCUGCGGACAUUCAAAAAGAAAUUCUUAGUAUUACUGCAAAUAAAGUUCGAAAGCAUAUUCGUAGUGAAGUGGGGGAUUCAUACUUUUGUGUCAUGGUUAAUGAGUCAUGGGAUGAGUCUAAAAAAGAGCAAACGGCGAUAGUUUUGAGAUUUGUUGAUGUGGAAGGAAUCAUACGGGAAAGGUUCUUGAAUUUGGUUCAUAUUAGGGAUACCUUAUCAUUAACCUUGAAAACAAAUAUGUGGAGACAACUUUUACACUAUCAAUUUGAUGUUAGUAAAAUCCGUGACCAAGGUUAUGAUGAUGCUAGUAAUAUGAGAGGGGAAUGGAACGGAUUACAAACACUUGUUCUUGAGGAUUGUCCUUAUGCAUAUUAUGUUCACUGCUUUGCUCACAGAUUGCAACUAGCCUUGGUGGCUGUUUCAAGGGAAAUUAUUCCGGUUCACCAGUUUUUCACAAACUUAAUUUUUACAAUUAACGUAGUUUGUGCUUCCAGUAAGCAUCAUGAUGAGUUACAAAAAGCAAAGGCAACUGAGAUUGAAUAG